Molecule: messenger RNA, 8095 nt
Organism: Acipenser ruthenus (sterlet)
Lineage: Eukaryota; Metazoa; Chordata; Actinopteri; Acipenseriformes; Acipenseridae
Product: myosin-10-like
Exons: 44
Coding region: 202-6243 (2013 amino acids)
Cellular component (GO): myosin complex
Molecular function (GO): ATP binding; actin filament binding; cytoskeletal motor activity
Source: RefSeq, a predicted model, not a curated record
CUGGGUCGUGGGGGAGGUUCUUCGUUGCAAAAAAAGGAGCAACCGCGAGAGAACCUCUGCAGAGUGGAAUUCCAUAGAACCCGCUGAAUAAAAAAUAGCAUUGUAGAGGGUGUGCUGUUUCUCGUUUUAAAAGUGGUUUUUAUUUUUGUUUUCGGGCUGAGUCAGGGGACCUGUUUUUUUUUUUUUUUUCCGUAGCUGAAGAUGGCACAGAGGAGUGGGCAGGAGGACCCGGAGCGGUACCUGUUUGUGGACCGGGCAGUGGUGUACAACCCGGCCACGCAGGCCGACUGGACCGCCAAGAAGCUGGUGUGGAUCCCGUCGGAGCGGCAUGGCUUUGAGGCGGCCAGCAUCCGCGAGGAGCGUGGGGACGAGGUGGUGGUGGAGCUGGCGGAGAACGGCAAGAAGACCGUGGUUAACAAGGACGACGUCCAGAAGAUGAACCCACCCAAGUUCAGCAAGGUGGAAGACAUGGCCGAGCUGACCUGCCUGAACGAGGCCUCUGUGCUGCACAACCUGAAGGACCGUUACUACUCUGGGCUCAUAUAUACUUACUCUGGACUUUUCUGUGUGGUGAUAAAUCCCUACAAGAACCUUCCAAUUUACUCCGAGAACAUCAUUGAAAUGUACAGGGGGAAGAAGCGACAUGAGAUGCCACCACACAUCUACGCUAUCUCUGAAUCAGCCUACAGGUGCAUGCUUCAAGAUCGUGAGGACCAAUCAAUUCUUUGCACAGGGGAAUCUGGUGCUGGAAAGACAGAGAACACCAAAAAAGUCAUUCAGUACCUGGCUCACGUCGCCUCCUCCCAUAAAGGAAGAAAAGACCACAGCAUUCCCCUUGAAUCUCCUAAACCAGUGAAACUACAGAGUGGAUCCCUGUUGUAUGGUGAAUUAGAACGUCAGCUGCUGCAAGCCAACCCCAUUCUGGAGUCCUUCGGGAACGGCAAGACUGUAAAGAAUGACAACUCUUCACGUUUCGGCAAGUUCAUCAGAAUCAACUUCGACGUCACUGGUUACAUAGUAGGGGCCAACAUUGAGACCUACCUGCUGGAGAAGUCCCGUGCCAUUCGCCAAGCCAAAGAUGAGAGAACCUUCCACAUCUUCUACCAGCUGCUCGCUGGGGCUGGUGAACACCUGAAAUCUGACCUGCUGCUAGAAGGGUUUAACAAUUACCGCUUCCUGUCCAACGGAAACAUCCCCAUCCCGGGACAACAGGACAAAGACAACUUCCAGGAGACCAUGGAUGCCAUGAACAUCAUGAGCUUCAACCACGACGAGAUCCUGGCUAUGCUGAAGGUGGUGUCUUCUGUACUGCAGUUCGGUAACAUUGUCUUCAAGAAGGAAAGGAACACAGACCAGGCCUCCAUGCCUGAGAACACAGCUGCCCAGAAGCUGUGUCACCUGCUUGGAUUGAAUGUCAUGGAGUUCACCCGAGCUAUUCUGUCCCCACGUAUCAAAGUCGGACGAGACUACGUACAGAAAGCACAGACGAAAGAGCAGGCUGACUUCGCAGUGGAGGCUCUGGCGAAGGCCACCUAUGAGCGUCUGUUCCGCUGGCUGGUUCACCGCAUCAACAAGGCCCUGGACAGGACCAAGCGGCAGGGAGCCUCCUUCAUCGGGAUCCUGGAUAUUGCCGGCUUCGAGAUCUUCGAGCUCAACUCCUUCGAGCAGCUCUGCAUCAACUACACCAACGAGAAGCUGCAACAGCUCUUCAACCACACCAUGUUCAUCCUGGAGCAGGAGGAGUACCAGCGAGAGGGCAUCGAGUGGAACUUCAUCGACUUCGGGCUGGACCUGCAGCCCUGCAUCGACCUGAUUGAGAGACCGGCACAUCCUCCUGGCGUGCUGGCUCUGCUGGAUGAGGAGUGCUGGUUCCCCAAAGCCACCGAUAAAACCUUUGUAGAGAAACUGGUCCAGGAGCAGGGCACUCACCCCAAAUUCCAGAAACCUAGACAGCUGAAAGACAAGGCGGACUUCUGCAUCAUGCACUACGCUGGCAGGGUGGAUUACAAAGCCGAUGAAUGGCUGUUGAAGAACAUGGAUCCCCUCAACGAUAAUGUAGCCACACUCCUGCACCAGUCCUCAGACAAGUUUGUUGCAGAACUGUGGAAAGAUGAUAUUCAGACUAUUCAAAGAGAGUCUUUCUAUGACAAUAUUUCUAGUCUUCACGAUCCACCAGUGGACCGCAUUGUCGGUUUGGACCAGGUGGCGGGCAUGAACGAGACGGCUUUCGGAUCUUCCUACAAGACCAAGAAGGGGAUGUUCCGCACAGUGGGGCAGCUGUACAAGGAGUCUCUAACCAAGCUCAUGGCUACACUCCGCAACACCAACCCCAACUUUGUCAGGUGCAUCAUUCCUAACCACGAGAAGAGGGCUGGAAAGCUGGACCCUCACCUUGUACUCGACCAGCUGCGCUGUAACGGGGUGUUGGAAGGAAUCCGAAUCUGUCGCCAAGGAUUCCCCAACAGGAUCAUCUUUCAGGAGUUCAGGCAGAGAUAUGAGAUUCUCACUCCUAACGCCAUUCCUAAAGGUUUCAUGGAUGGCAAGCAGGCCUGUGAACGAAUGAUCCGCGCCCUGGAGCUGGACCUGAACCUGUUCCGGAUCGGACAGAGUAAGAUCUUCUUCCGGGCCGGAGUCCUGGCCCACUUGGAGGAGGAGCGGGACCUCAAGAUCACUGACAUCAUCAUCUACUUCCAGGCAGUCUGCAGGGGAUUCCUGGCCAGGAAAGCCUUCGCUAAGAAGCAGCAGCAGCUCAGCGCUCUGAAAGUGCUGCAGAGGAACUGUGCUGCUUACCUCAAACUGCGCCACUGGCAGUGGUGGAGACUCUUCACCAAGGUGAAGCCGCUGCUCCAGGUGACCCGCCAGGAAGAGGAGAUGCUGGCCAAGGAUGAGGAGCUAGUCAAGGUGAAGGAGAAGCAAAGCAAGGUGGAGGGCGAGAUGGUGGAGAUGGAGAGGAAACACCAACAGCUGCUGGAGGAGAAGAACAUCCUGGCGGAGCAGCUGCAGGCAGAGACGGAGCUGUUUGCAGAGGCGGAGGAGAUGCGGGCGCGCCUGGCAGCCAAGAAGCAAGAGCUGGAGGAGAUCCUGCACGACCUGGAGUCUCGGGUGGAGGAGGAGGAGGAGCGCAACCAGGGUCUGCAGAACGAGAAGAAGAAGAUGCAGACUCACAUCCAAGACCUGGAGGAGCAGCUUGACGAGGAGGAAGCAGCCAGGCAGAAGCUGCAGCUGGAGAAGGUGACGGCCGAGGCCAAAAUCAAGAAGAUGGAGGAGGACAUUCUCCUGCUGGAGGACCAAAAUUCCAAGUUCAUAAAGGAGAAGAAGCUGCAGGAGGACCGCGUGGCUGAGAUUACCUCUCAUCUGGCAGAGGAGGAAGAGAAAGCCAAGAACCUGACCAAGCUGAAGAACAAGCAGGAGAUGAUGAUCGUAGAUUUGGAAGAGCGGCUGAAGAAGGAGGAGAAGACCAGGCAGGAGCUGGACAAGGCCAAGCGCAAACUGGACGGGGAGACGACGGAUCUGCAGGACCAGAUUGCAGAGCUGCAGGCGCAGAUAGAGGAGCUGAAGCUGCAGCUGGCCAAGAAAGAAGAAGAGCUGCAGGCUGCCCUGGCCAGAGGCGAUGAGGAGGUAGCCUAUAAGAACAACACCCUGAAGCAGGUGCGGGAGCUGCAGGCCCAGAUUGCUGAGCUGCAGGAGGAUCUGGAGUCGGAGAAAGCCUCCCGCAACAAGGCAGAGAAGCUCAAGAGAGACCUGAGUGAGGAGCUGGAGGCACUCAAGACUGAGCUGGAGGACACCUUGGACACUACCGCAGCCCAGCAGGAGCUCAGGACCAAGCGAGAGCAGGAGGUGACCGAGCUGAAGAAGGCCAUUGAGGAAGAAACCAGGAACCACGAAGCUCAGAUUCAGGAGAUGAGGCAGAGACAAGCCGCAGCCCUGGAGGAUGUCUGCGAGCAGCUGGAGCAGGCUAAGAGGUUCAAGGCGAACCUGGAGAAGAACAAGCAGACCCUGGAGAGUGAUAACAAGGAGAUGUCGGUGGAGGUGAAGGGGCUGCAGCAGGCCAAGGCAGAGUCUGAGCACAAGAGGAAGAAGCUGGAGGGGCAGGUGCAGGAGUUCACAGCCAGGAUCACCGAGGGUGAGAGAGCCAGGAACGAGCUGGCUGAGAAGACACACAAGCUGCAGAAUGAGCUGGACAACGUCUCCACCUUACUGGAGGAGGCAGAGAGGAAGGGCAUUAAACUGGCAAAGGACUCUGCCAGUAUGGAGUCCCAGCUCCAGGAUACACAGGAGCUGCUGCAGGAGGAGACCCGUCAGAAGCUGAACCUGAGCAGCCGCAUCCGUCAGCUGGAGGAGGAGAAGAACAGCCUGCAGGAGCAGCAGGAAGAGGAGGAGGAGGCACGCAGGAACCUGGAGAAACAGCUUGCCAACCUGCAGGCUCAGCUGAUAGAGACCAAGAAGAAGUUGGAGGAGGACGGGGGUGCCAUGGAGGGUCUGGAGGAGGUGAAGAAGAAGCUGCAGAAGGACGUGGAGAGCGUCAGCCAGAGGCUGGAGGAGAAGAGCAUGGCCUUCGACAAGAUGGAGAAGACCAAGAACCGGCUGCAGCAGGAGCUGGAAGACCUCAUGGUGGACCUGGACCACCAGCGCCAGAUCGUCUCCAACCUGGAGAAGAAGCAGAAGAAGUUCGACCAGAUGCUGGCGGAGGAGAAGAACAUCUCUGCACGCUACGCUGAGGAGCGGGACCGUGCAGAGGCCGAGGCCAGGGAGAAGGAGACCAAGGCCAUGGCUCUGACCCGCACCCUGGACGAGGCUCUGGAGGCCAAGGAAGAGUUCGAGAGGCUCAAUAAGCAGCUCCGCACAGAGAUGGAGGACCUCAUGAGCUCCAAGGACGACGUUGGGAAGAGUGUCCACGAGCUGGAGAAGUCCAAGCGCACUUUGGACCAGCAGGUGGAGGAGAUGCGCACGCAGCUGGAGGAGCUGGAGGACGAGCUGCAGGCCACGGAGGACGCCAAGCUGAGACUGGAGGUCAACAUGCAGGCCAUGAAGGCUCAGUUCGAGAGGGACCUGCAGGCACGCGAUGAGCAGAACGAGGAGAAGAGGAGGAUGCUGGUCAAGCAGGUGCGAGAGAUGGAGGCUGAGCUAGAGGACGAGCGCAAGCAGAGAGCCCUGGCCGUGGCUGCCAAGAAGAAGCUGGAGAUGGACCUGAAGGACAUGGAGGCUCAGAUCGAGGCGUCCAACAAGGCUCGCGACGAAGCCAUCAAGCAGCUGCGCAAACUGCAGGCACAGAUGAAGGAUUAUCAGCGAGAGCUGGAGGAGGCACGUUCCUCGAGAGAUGAGAUCUUCGCUCAGUCCAAGGAGAACGAGAAGAAACUGAAGAGCUUGGAAGCGGAAAUCCUCCAACUGCAAGAGGACCUGGCUGCCUCAGAGAGAGGGCGGCGCCAUGCUGAGCAGGAGAGAGACGAGCUGGCUGAUGAGAUCUCCAACAGCGCCUCUGGAAAGUCAGCUCUGCUGGAUGAGAAGAGGAGGCUAGAGGCUCGCAUUGCCCAGCUUGAGGAGGAGCUGGAAGAGGAGCAGAGCAACAUGGAGCUGCUGAAUGACCGCUUCCGCAAGACCACCAUGCAGAUGGACUCCCUGAACACAGAGCUGGCAGGCGAGCGCAGCGCGGCUCAGAAGAGUGAGAACGCGCGGCAGCAGCUGGAGCGGCAGAACAAGGAGCUGAAGGCCAAGCUGCAGGAGCUGGAGGGCUCGGUCAAGUCCAAGUUCAAGGCCACCAUCACCGCCCUGGAGACCAAGAUCGCACAGCUGGAGGAACAGCUGGAGCAGGAGGCCAAGGAGAGAGCUUCUGCCAACAAGCUGGUGCGUCGCACAGAGAAGAAACUGAAGGAGGUGUUCAUGCAGGUGGAGGAUGAGCGUCGACAUGCUGACCAGUACAAGGAACAGAUGGAGAAGGCGAACUCGCGAAUGAAGCAGCUGAAGAGGCAGCUGGAGGAGGCAGAGGAGGAGGCGACGAGGGCCAACGCCUCCCGACGCAAACUUCAGCGUGAGCUGGACGACGCGACCGAGGCGAGCGAGGGGCUGAGCCGUGAGGUCAACACACUCAAGAACCGCCUCAGGCGGGGUGGACCUAUCACCUUCUCCACCAGCCGCUCCGGCCGACGCCAGCUCCAGAUCGAGGGCGCCUCCCUGGAUCUCUCGGACGACGACGCAGACAACAAAGCCAGCGAGCUGAACGAGAUACAGGCCGCCCAGGCAGAAUAGAGCCCGAGCCCCGAGCCAGUCAGCAUGCAAGCACCCUGUAGUCCUCCCCUGACUCAACAUGAGGGGCAUUCAACAGCUACAACCUGUCCACCAAACUGCCUUGUGCUCAAUGAGUCUGCCUUAUUAUAUACUGGCAAACUGCAAGGCUACUGAAAUCAUUGAUCUGUUGCGUCUUAAUAACUUUCUAUAGCCUUGGCGUACUGUACUCUUGCUUAGAAAUAUAGGUACAAGUAAGUGCAUUUUAUAUGUACGCAUUAUAUACAUACAUACAGACACACACACACACACACAAAACAAAAGGAUUACGUAGAGUACAUUUCGCGGGAUAUUGAUUGUAAGGCCAUUUUCUAGAGCAUUAACGCUAAAGAAGUAAGCAUUCUUGUUAGAAGGUAUUCAUUCCCAGUGAAUUCUUAGUAAAGGCUGGAUCCCUGACCAUUGUUAUGCAUGCCACUUUUUUUUUUAGCAGUUUGCUUCUGUUCAAAAAUAAAAUAAAAAAAAAGAUGAUGUAGUUAGUGGCACUUGGACCUGUACUGAGUCUGAAAGCAUUUCUUAAUUCUGUAAGAAAAUGUAACAGCAUAAACUAGAAGCAUAGUAUGCAUUCUUGCUGACCUGUGGAUUGACUCAUGGAGCAGCAACGGUAUUUGUAACUUAUUCCGUUAUAAUAGAGAAAAAUGGGUGCGUUUUAAGAUAGCAGUGUUUCUCUAGCAUUUACCUGGCAGGCAGUAAUUUUAAGCUGUAACUGUAAGCAGUAUUUAAAUGAUAACAGACGUGUGAUACAUGGAAGCAGCUUUUAACUACUGGUUACAUGCUGCUCUCUGUAUUUAAAGAGAACCUGCACACAGCUGUAGUACUGUCUGUAUGCAAGCUGCUCGCUAUGGCGUUAUAAUACAUUUCAUACUGGUCUGCUCUUGUAAAAGCAAUGUCAGUUCUUCACAAAGUAACUGUUUCAUCAUGUCAUUUUUAUGGCACACAGUAGACAAAUGAAUUAAGCCCUUCUUAUUUCCUCCUUACCUUAACUGAAGUUUGAAUGCCUCUCACCCUCCAAUUUUUGUUCACUCCUUGAUGUACUACUCUAAGACUACAAUGCUAGUCACCUCCACAAAUUAAGAUGCUUAGUAUUUUUAUAAUUCUGAAGUUCCAUUCCAUAAUUCCAGUUCUAUGUCUUUUGAAGGAAAUACACUAGUGUUACAUUGCAAGUACCUUUGAAUGUGAAGUUUUGAACGCCUAGGGAGAAAGUUUUAGAGUUAAAUAUGGAGCCAUUAGAAGUCCCAACAGUGUGAGUACUGCGUAUCUGCAGUGUUAGCAAGCCAGCACCUGCAUAUCCAUCCACUUUUUAAUUUUUAAUUUCAUUUAAAAAAAUAAAAUAAAAGCAAGGUUUCAAGCACUGUUCUAGUGUUAGCAUAUAAUUAAAAGUGCCUAAGACACUACUAAGAAAGCAUUACUAGGGAGAAUCUUCAUAUACUAGUAUACAUAUAUAUCUAACAUUACAACAUACAAAUGUGUAACAAGUUUAAACCGGUUUUAACUGUAUUACUUCUAGCUGCGCUUCAUAUCAUAUUAUAUACGGUAUGUACCUCUCCAGUUCAAGUGGUAUGAUAGGUAUUAAGUGGAUCUGAAUCAGUGUUAACUAUAAAAAGUUGAGCCUUCUGCCACAUGCAGGAAGUGUUGUGAUAAUAUGGUUAAAAGCUUUAACAUCUAUGACAGUAGAUACAGUAGUUAAUUUGUUGAACUGGCUGUUGACAACCAGGCAUUUGGCUGCAGAUAGCUCCUUUUAUUUCUUGUAUACCUGUAUUUCUAGGACGACAAUGAUUUUUUUUGUAAAAGACAAUAAACAUUCAUUAUAUAAAAAAAA